AAUCUGACUGACAUGUCAGACAUUAGUUUAGUUUCCGUUGGUUUCGGUUAUAUAAACUUUAAGUCUCCCAAAAAACACACGGUCUUAACCAAAGAAAUGCAGGCACAUUCACAAGACGCAGAGAGAACAGACAAGAGAGAGACACACAAAUCUCUUCUUUCUUUUUUACCCCUUUUUUUUUCUCGUCUUUUUCUUUUUUUUCAUUCAAUAACAGGAAAUUUUGAAUCUGUCUUUAGCUUGUCUCGUCAACUUCAUUAGACAAUGUUAAUUUUGUCUGCAAACAAAGUCCCCAUUUUCCUUGUUCCAAUGUUGGCACAGUUACACGUAUAGAUCUUGUUUUGCAGAAUUUUGAUGUGAAGAAAUAAAAGAGAGAAAUUUAAGGAAAAGUUUGUGUUUUUUUUUUACUGGGUUUUUGUCAAACUGUUGAAAGUUUUUAUGAUUUAUAGGAUUUGGAUCUAAUUGUAAAGAGAACAAAGAAGAAAUGGGGGUGGAUUAUUAUAAUAUAUUGAAGGUGAACAAGAAUGCAACAGAUGAUGAUCUCAAAAAAUCAUACAGGAGAUUGGCAAUGAAAUGGCAUCCCGACAAGAACCCAAACAACAAGAAGGAAGCUGAAGCCAAAUUCAAGCAGAUCUCUGAGGCCUAUGAGGUCCUGAGUGACCCUCAAAAAAGAGCAGUUUAUGAUCAGUAUGGUGAAGAAGGCUUGAAAGACAUGCCACCACCAGGCAGCAGCGGACCAUCAUUUGGAAAUGGCACUGGUGGGCCAAAUGGGUAUAAUCCUAGGAAUGCGGAGGAUAUCUUUGCAGAGUUCUUUGGGAGUAGUCCUUUUGGAUUUGGGUCAUCAGGACCUGGUAGGUCUUCAAGAUUCCAUUCUGAUGGAGGGAUGUAUGGAGGAUUUGGUUCGACUGACAACAUUUUUCGAACUUACAGUGAGGGGACUGUACCCAGGAAACCUCCCCCAGUUGAAAGCAAAUUGCCUUGCAGCCUUGAGGAGCUUUACACUGGAUCAACAAGGAAGAUGAAGAUCUCUAGAACUGUUGUCAAUUCGGCUGGGCGGCAAGUACAAGAAACAGAAAUAUUAACCAUUGAUGUGAAGCCAGGGUGGAAGAAAGGAACGAAGAUUACUUUCCCAGACAAAGGGAAUGAGCAACCAAAUCAGCUUCCAGCAGACCUCGUAUUUGUCAUUGAUGAGAAACCCCAUGAUUUUUACAAAAGAGAUGGCAACGACCUUCUUGUUAACCAAAGGGUCUCACUAGCAGAGGCACUUGGGGGCACAACAGUAAAUCUCGUUACUCUUGAUGGGCGUAGUUUGUCAUUGCCUGUGACCGAUAUUAUCAGCCCUGGUUAUGAACUAGUUGUUGCCAGGGAAGGAAUGCCUGUAGCAAAGGAGCCUGGUAAUAGAGGUGAUCUUAGGAUCAAAUUUGAGGUGAAGUUCCCUACAAGGUUGACUCCAGAGCAACGAGCUGGACUCAAACGUGCUCUAGGGGGUUGAACUAGGAAGUAUUCCAUAUGUACCAAAACCAUUAUUCCCAGGCAGGACUUAAAACACCAAAGCUGUCUCUGUUAGAGUAAUUGACUGGCAUCUUCAACAGGGAGAGUUACCUUGCCUGUGUAUCAUAGUUUACUGCCCGAUCAUCUUUUUGGGUGCAUUGAACUUGCCUCAGUCAAUAUCUUCCAACACCUUUUGGCCAAAAAAAAUCCAACCCCCGUCACCUAAUAUUGGAUUUAUUAUUAUUAUUAUUAUUAUUA
Messenger RNA from Theobroma umbraticum, 1746 nucleotides. Its product is annotated as DNAJ heat shock family protein. Gene Ontology annotation, cellular component: cytosol. The record is from RefSeq and is a predicted model, not a curated record. Gene Ontology annotation, molecular function: protein-folding chaperone binding. Lineage: Eukaryota; Viridiplantae; Streptophyta; Magnoliopsida; Malvales; Malvaceae.